Molecule: messenger RNA, 2961 nt
Organism: Guillardia theta CCMP2712
Lineage: Eukaryota; Cryptophyceae; Pyrenomonadales; Geminigeraceae
Exons: 1
Coding region: 1-2961 (986 amino acids)
Source: RefSeq, a predicted model, not a curated record
AUGAGCGCACAGGCGAGUCUUGCAUAUUCCAUUCCUCCCUUCGGCAUCAACCCGCCCAAACCAUUUGCAACAGAGAACAAAGUUGUGAAUGAGCGGGAGCAAUACAUCCCCCUUCUUCAGUUCAUGAAUGUGCUUUCAUCGUCAACCAGGUUUCGACAUGGUGUGUUCAGGCUCUGUUUUUACUUGGUUUACGCUGCUACCUUCAUUUUCAUCAUGGUCCUGGAGGUAACAAACGGUUUCGGCCCCCCUCACUGCGGUGGAACAGGACAGUGCUUGCCUUAUUCAGUCUGGGACCAGCACCUUUACAUGCAAUCAAUCAAGGAUUCCUUGUACGAAACUUCCUGGGAUCCUGCAAAUUUAGUGAACAACAUCUAUGACAUGCAAACAUUUGAUGAUUUGAAGAGCUGGAUAACCAAGGUCUAUGUUCCAACUCUUUGGCCUUCGAAUGGAAAUGCAACCAUUCCUUACUAUGGCAGGGUGCCUGUCGAUCCGAUUGUUGUCAAAUUCUCAGUGCGGCAGGAAAACUUAUGCAGUGACAAUCAGGGGUUUGACUUCUCCAACAAGCGUUGCCUGGGACAUUUGAGAACACAAUCGUUUGGACCUCCCGAGGAUUCAGAAAGAUGGCGCCAGAGCAACCAAGACGCAGCCCAACCAGGUUACUACGCUCUCUUAGCCUGGCGAGAUCGGUUCUUUACAAAAGCAGUGAAGAAAGUCUCAGCUGACGGCUAUGUCUCUUAUCAUGUCCCCUUAUACAAUCCUGGGUUUUCUCCUCGAUUUGGAAAUUUGAGCCAAGUAAGAGUUUGGAAUGUUUCAACGGCUGAACAAGCCCUCAAUUUCUUCGCUAUGGCUGAGACUGACGGCCUUUUUACGCACAAGACGUCAAGUUUGUCUAUGUGGACGACUUUCUACUUUCCAACCACGGACAUAACAACGGUCGUGAGGAGCGUGUUUGAAAUCCACGAUUCAGGCAGAGCUUCAAUUUGUGAGGACACUUGGCUCUGCGCUGACUAUGGAGCAUUGAUCUGGACUCGCGACUUUAGGCGCAUGUAUUCGAGUGGAAAUGGAAUUGCUAGGCUGGUCCUUGAAAUCGUUUUCCUCACACUCACACUCAUUCAACUUUUCCGCGAAUUGAGACAAUUCUACUACUCCCCCGUGAUCAUGGGAUCGCGGUCUGCUUACGUUCUGGGUACAGGUGGUUUUUGGAACUUUCUGGAUCUAAUCUGUUUCAUGUUCAUCGCUCCAAUCUACUUCUUGAAGAUCCUCAUGUACGUCACUUCAUCUGAAGACCCUGAAAGUCCACAAAGAUUCUGGGCUGCCAGUUUGCCGGUUGUCCUGUGGUCAUUUCAUAGCGGUCUCACAGGAUGGCUCCAGCUCUUUUUGAUUUUUCGGUUUUUCAAGUAUCUGGAGUUCAGCAACGCUCUCGGUAUUGUCGGCGAUACUUUCCAGAAAGCUGCCAAAGAUCUUGUAAUUUUUCUCUUCGUGUUUUUUCUUGUCAUUGUUGCCUAUUCAUAUGCUGGUUAUUACUUCUACAGAGGUAGGAUGUAUGAGUUCAGCACCGUUCCCAAGUCUGUAAACACAGUGUUUAGCAUAAUGUUUGGUCAAGUGGAUUUUCAAAGCUUUGGAUUCAAUACGGACACAUCUCUGGGAUCUUUCUCUAUAGCAUUUUUAUGGUCCAUCACGAUUUUGGUCUAUCUCAUUUUAAUCAACAUGUUUCUUGCCAUAAUCUUGAGUGCUUUUGACAUGAUCCGAGAAGAUUUGAAGCGUUAUCGGCUUGAGAGACUUCAAGGAAACAAGUAUGUCCCCCCGGGAAUGACAAUUUUAGAGUUCUUUUUGCCUUUAUUAACCAUUGCAAGGUCAAUGAGGAAAAUCAAGAGAGUUUACAGUCACUUUCGUCAAUACGGGUUUGAGCUGGGGUUCUUGUCAACUGAAUUUUUCCCGGAAGGAAUGGUGAUGAGGAUGUUGCUUGACGCUCAGAUCAUGUCUGCCCGUAGGCCGCCGCUCAUAUCAAGGGUGCUGGGCUACAACUCCUCAAGGCAAGAGUUUCUGAUUGAGUGGAAGGGAGACAAGACCUGGUGGAGCACACAUCCCAAGUUGAUGUCAUACCAGCCCGUCUGGCUCAGCAAAGCAGAGAUCAUGGCGAUCAAGGAGUCAAGCCACUCUGAUAGGAGCGAGAUCUUAGAGAUAGACUCCGACAAACUGAUUUCGUGGGAGUCUCGUUACAUUCUCACUAGGCGGGUGCUCACUCGCCAGGCCAAGGACGAUCUCAAGCGGCUCGUCAACGUCCCUGAUAUCUACGAUGACACUUUCUGGACGCGGGGCAACGCAAACUUGAUCGCCUACAGCGUGAAUAUGGAUCCAGAUUACCUGGAAACCAAGCAUUACUACCUGGCAGGAGAAAGGACCAGGACCUCUCAAGAUGAGCGUGAAAGGCUGCGCAUGAAAUUAGAAACAGGAAACAAACUGACAGUGAACGAGCUAGAGGCAUUGUUCAUCAAGCAUUUGAUGCCAACAGCAGCACGUCAGAAGAUUGAAGAAAAGUUGCAAGAAGACAGAGAUGGAUUGAAUCAAAUGCUGUCAAACAACUUUCUUCAUUUCAGAAUCAAACGUCUCGUGGAAGCAAUCAGUGAGAGUGGCUCAGAGGUCAAUGAAUGCGGACUGACAAGCGAGGAAGCCACUGAACUGAUUGAUGAAAGCAAGCAAUGGACCAGAACAAUCUUCAACAAGUUUGGUACCAGAAGGCACAUAAGCGACUUUCCAAACAGUCUCGGGGCUCUCGGAAUCGAAGAAUAUGAGCGAAAUGCAAAUGACGAGAAUUAUCAGUUUGCGUAUAGCCUUGGAGGUGAUGACGAUUUGACCGAUAUCUCGCUCAAGCAAGUGAUGAAAGGCAUCAAAAAACUUCAGCAACAGAUGAAGGAGUUGAGUAGUGGACCCAAACUUGCUGCAACGCAGCAAAGUAACUAG